AUGGAGUGCAGUUUUGCUCUCAUCGGAAAAGGAUAUGUUCUAGUGGCGUCUGAUACCACAGCUGUGCGCUCAAUCGUGAAGAUGAAGUCUGAUGAGGAUAAGACCAAGAUACUAAGUCCUCACCUCGCAAUGAGUUACUCUGGCGAGCCAGGCGAUACGAUUCAGUUUGCCGAGUAUGUUGAACGAAACAUAAGAUUACAGCAUAUACGUCACCAUCACGAACUGCGCCCUCAGUCUGCCGCUUCAUGGGUCCGCCGCUCUCUUGCAGAUUCUAUUCGGUCAAGACAACCAUAUUCUGUCAAUGUCAUGCUAGGUGGUUAUGACCAAGCAACUUCCACUCCGCACCUGUACUGGAUCGACUACCUUGGAACACUGGCGAGCGUGCCCUAUGCUGCACAUGGAUAUGGGGCCUACUUCGCAUUAUCUCUACUUGAUCGUUAUCACGAUCCAUCUGCUUCACUGGAGGAAGGGUUACAAACACUGCGACGAUGCAUCGAUGAGGUUGCUAAGCGUCUCGUUGUUGGUACUGACAAAUACAUUGUCAAAGUCAUUGACAAGGACGGUGCCAGGACUGUCCAACUUCCCCCUUCCGUUCCAAUCGCUUGACAUUCUGUAUUGUGAUGAUCAAUUUCACUCCAGUGCUGAGCAAUAAUUACUUGAGUAUUCCUGUGGCUUUGUUGUCAUCUCGGUGUCUAAGGCAGGUGAUCAGCUCUCUUUAGCGUUUGCAAGUUGCAAGGUCAAUAUUAAUUCCGACUUUCCGGAGUGUGCUAUUGGAAUUACAUGCUGGUGUGCCUUCCCUGUUACU
Cantharellus anzutake is the source of this 805-nucleotide messenger RNA. Its product is annotated as N-terminal nucleophile aminohydrolase. NCBI's taxonomy places the organism in Eukaryota, Fungi, Basidiomycota, Agaricomycetes, Cantharellales, Hydnaceae. The transcript is spliced from 5 exons. Gene Ontology annotation, cellular component: cytosol; proteasome core complex, beta-subunit complex; nucleus. Gene Ontology annotation, biological process: proteasomal protein catabolic process. Bases 1 to 606 code for a protein of 201 amino acids. The record is from RefSeq and is a predicted model, not a curated record. Gene Ontology annotation, molecular function: peptidase activity.